UUUUUUCCAGAGAUUGAGGGACUCUGCUUGUUUGCUCUACUUGUUUGUGUUCCACAUCUUAUCCGACCAUCCAAAUUUCCUUUUCCGCGUAUCCCAUUAGACACAAACUCAGGGCAGCGUGUAGUUGUUGUUAUGUUUUUAGCCCAUAUGUCAUUUUUAUUAAGGUUUGACGUUUCUCAAAUCCUCAUCAUUUCAAAACAUCUACAUGAAAAGUUUGAGGCAGUUACGACGUCAUAGAAAAACGUUAGAGCGUUUUGGAUAAGUCCACGUCUCGCAUCCUGUCGAUAUGUUGUUUUUUCGAGAAAAUCGGGUCAGUGUCGGUAUUUGGACGUCCUCAUCAUCAUCAUCCUCAACAGCCGAACCGAUCCAGGCUGCCGUUCCCCCUUCCGUGCAGCUCGUGCUCACGGUGCUUUACACGGUCCUGUACUCGCUGCUCUUCGUGUUUGUUUACCUGCAGCUCUGGCUCAUUCUGCACUACGGACACAAGCGCUUCAGCUUCCAGAGUGUUUUUCUCUUUCUCUGUUUGCUGUGGUCGGCUCUGAGGACGACGCUCUUCUCGUUCUACUUUAAAGAUGUUGUGCAGGCGAACCAGCUGAAGCCUCUGCCUUUCUGGCUCCUGUAUUGUUUUCCAGUCUGCUUGCAGUUCUUCACCCUAUGUCUGCUCAACCUUUAUUUUGCACAGGUAAUCUUCAAAGCCAAAGCAAAAUAUUCCCCAGAACUCAACAAGUACAAGGUGCCCCUGCGCUUGGGCUUUCUGCUGGCCAGUAUUUUUUUCCUUGUUGUGAACUUGACAUGUGCCAUGCUGGUCCAGGGAGGGGCCAGUGAGAGUCAAGUGAAGGAUGCCGUGCUGGCACGCGUGCUAGUUAACGACAGCCUCUUUGUAGUCUGUGCAAUCUCACUCGCCGUCUGCAUCUUCAAGAUCGCCAAAAUGUCUUCUGCCAACGUCUACCUGGAGUCAAAGGGGACAUCAGUCUGCCAGGCCACUGCCAUUGGGGCAGCAAUUAUCCUCCUCUACACCUCCAGAGCCUGUUAUAACCUGGUAGUGGUGGCUCUGUCUCCUGAAGAUCGGCCCAGCCCGUUCAAUUAUGGCUGGUACAAUAUAUCUGACCAGGCUGAUGCAGAGAAGAUCAAUGGGGAAGCCUAUGUAGUCUUUGGAAUCAUCCUGUUCUUCUGGGAGCUGCUGCCCACCAGUCUGGUUGUGUUGUUCUUCAGAGUGCAGCGGCCCAAUCAAAACCUGGUGGCCAGCGGUAUGAUCAACAGUCACAGCUUUAGUUCCAGGGCUUAUUUCUUCGAUAACCCUCGGCGCUAUGAUAGUGACGAUGACCUGUCUCGAAAUGCAACUUCCCGAGGAGAGAGAUGCAGUACCCUGUCGUCAACGGCACAAAUGGGCCCCAGUUGGUACGGCUCGAUCCAGAGGAACGGCAGCCUUACAGGGAUCCCUCACCUGCUGAACGGUCCCCAAACAUCAACCGCCCCUCUUCUUUUCGCUUCUGGCAACAUUCAGACCAAUCAACACCAUAACUACUAUUCCACCCCACAGAACUACUACUCAACCUCCCAGACACACUACUCCACCCCUCAGAACUAAUGUGGACGACCCUUCUGUGAAUGAAUCAAGUCUGAGGUUUUGGCUCAGGCUGGGCUGCAGACACCUCGGACAUCAUUGAGCAUUGCUUUGCGGUCGUCUUCCCCCUCAGUCAAUUUGUCUGCCCACUUCGAGGCACUGUCCCUGCGAGCGAACAGUAGUCAUGGCAAUGAAUGUGGCUGGAAGGAAUUUAAAAGGGACCAUACAAAGUGGUUGGGGGAAUUGGAAUGAGUUGGAAUGGCAGUUGAUAUGACACUGAACAAUGUUCUUUAUGUCAGUGUUUCUUCAUCAUGUAAAUUUCUGAGCUCAUAGAAGGGGCGAACUGCAGUGAAGAGCUAAAGCUUUUUUUUCUUUUUUAGCUGUUGAAAGCCAAAAUAUCAGUCCAGCGUUUACUCAAAAUGUUCUCAUACUUUUUAGAUCAUCAACCCCAUUAAAAUUCCAUGGGUUCAGAACUUUGCUGCAAUGAUCUGUGAACUUUUGGCAUAUGGACUCCCCUCUGUGAGUUGGGAUGUGCUUUUUGCACUUAUUAUGAGCCUAUAUUUCAUUUUUGGAUUAAUUGGAAUAGCUGGGGUCCUGAAUGUGGUGGUGGUGUUGAGAUUUUCGUAGGGGUACACUUUGCAUAUUCCAUUCUCUUCGAGAGUCCAUUUGAGACUCAAUAUCCAGCUUUUUUCCAAGAGGCUUUUCAAGACCAACGUCCUGGAAUUCCCAAUAUUCUGAAUUUGUUGAGGGCAUCAAGGUGCACUUGUACUAGGAAUCAAUGUGCACUGACAUAAACAUGAUGUCCAUUUGUCUUUCUUUUAUUGCUUUGACAUUUUAUUAUUUUGCCAAAGAGCACAUGCUUAAAUCCAGGCUUGACACUCGAGUCUCCAUGCUAGAGAUCCUUGGUAGAUUUCCACGCUUUUCGACGGUGAAGAGAGUCAGAGACUAGAAGACAAAUCCGGUGUGAUAAUCCCUGGACGGAUGCCUGAUAUCUAGUGUGUUUAUAUGUACCAAGUGUGAAUAGGAAGUUUAACUCUACUUACACUCUCUAAUAUUUAGGUACUUUCAGCGAUGCUUUGAAGAGCCUUUCAAAUUGACUUAUGGGUGAAUUUACCCACAUAUAUUCUGUACGCAUUUAACGAUAUCUUUCGUCAAAACUAGUUUAUCAUACUAAGCAUAUCGCUGUCCAGGAAGGCCUGAAAUGGUGCCAUUUGUAUGAUUUUCCAAGAGAAAAACAUGUUGCACAAAAUUAAUAUUUGUAUUGAAGAUGUUUCAUAAGCUUUAUAUCAUCAUUCCUCUAUAGAUGUAUAUUGCAGGAACAUGAUUGCUCAGAAAGCAGUCUCCCAUAUCCAGUACAGUUUAGUAACUGCUACCAAGCUCAAAGGAAUGUUCCAGGUUCAUUACAAAUUAAGCUCAAUCGCAGAAUUUGUGGCAUAUUGUUGAUUACCACAAAAAAUGAUUUGCACUCUCCCCUUGUUUAUUACAAAGAAGAGGUAACCGUAAGGCACUUACAAUGGAAGUAAAUGGGGCCAGUCCAUAAACAUUAAAAUACACAUUGUUUCAAAAGUAUAGUCACAAUACGUAAACAUUAUACGUGUUAAUGUGAUUUUAGUGUGAUAAAAUCACUUACUAACCUUAUCUGUGUAAAGUUAUAUUCAGUAUUACAACUUAAUUGCCAUGACGAUGUAACAACGUAAAUCCUUUAAUCUGGUAAACGCUGUAAUCCCGGCAAUUUUUAUUUUUACGGUUUUAUUUUAUGAAUCUAAGAUCAUGUUAGUGCAUAAAAUGUGUACAUCUUGUGGCUAUACCUUUGAAACAGUGUGGAUUUCAACGUAUAUGGAUUGGCCCCUCAAUUCCACUGUAAGUGCCUUCCUGUAACUGCAAUUUUCUUUUCCUUUUUUUAAUAAAUGUGGGACAACUCGAAGUAAUUUUAUGUGGUAAUAAACAUUAAGCCACAAAUGCUGUCGAUUGAGAUUUGAUAAGUUGUUAAUUACUUGUAUCGAACCUUGAAUAUUCCUGUAAAUGAAGAAGCCCUUUCCAUUCCCCUGAACAUUAAUUUUUUUGUGUUUUAGCAAAAGAAAAGCUUAUUUGUAUCUGUUUUUAUCCCCUAAUUUGCUGCUCCAUGUACAUUUACAAGCUGUGUACAUGAAAUCAACAAUCAAUUGGCUAAAGCAAUCAUCAAAUGUUUUUUUUGUUUUUUUUU
This is a messenger RNA of Myxocyprinus asiaticus (Chinese sucker), 3767 nucleotides long. Its product is annotated as G protein-coupled receptor 137Ba-like. NCBI's taxonomy places the organism in Eukaryota, Metazoa, Chordata, Actinopteri, Cypriniformes, Catostomidae. The record is from RefSeq and is a predicted model, not a curated record. Gene Ontology annotation, biological process: positive regulation of TORC1 signaling. Gene Ontology annotation, cellular component: lysosomal membrane. The transcript has 7 exons. Bases 287 to 1588 code for a protein of 433 amino acids.